AUGCCUUUCUUAAGGCAGCUCUGCAUUUAUUGUUGGAUUUCAGGAUCUUUGCUCUUAUCUGCUCAUGCCAGCUCUCCUAAGACCUUCAGAGAUGUAUCAAAAUACCCAAAUAUCGACAAAGUCACUUUUCGGGAUGUGUCGUAUGAAUUUGUCAUGAAGCCACAGUCAUGGGGACUGGCGAGCGAAAUCUGCGAGAUUCAAGGUAGCAAUCUCCUGAAGUAUCUGGACUGUGAUAUCAAGGAUUUCUUUUCCAAAGUUUUCGAGAAUCCUGAGAUCAAGUCUCUAGGCUGGUGGAUCGGCAAGGGUUUGAUGGGAUCUUACGAUGAAUGUGAUAUUCAGGAAAUACCCUCUAAAGAAGUUGCUGAUAGUCCAUAUUUGUGUACCUACCUCAUAAUGGAUCCAUUCCAGCUGGUGACCACACCCUACUGCAACAUGACCUUGGGUUACCUGUGCACGAAAGAUCCAAACGCUGAACAUAAACGAGAGCAGAGGAGCCUUCGGGUCCGGAGGGACACAGACAGCGAGAUAACUCAAUGGAUAAAGCUAAUGCUUACACCAGGAACAGCUUUAACGGACGUCCUUUCGAAUGCUCAGAAAAUAUUAAAAAAAAUUGCAAAUGAACCGGUGGAGAUGUUGUCUACUGAAAAGAAAUCAUAUCUAAGUGCCAUACUACAAACCCUAAAGACACUUAAAACAAUAGAUCCCACGAGCAAGGAUCUGACUUUGAAUUGUACUGGAGGCCUUAUUUUGUACAACAUAGAGCAGUGUGAAUCAGAUGACAGCGCAGAAAAUCUUGAGGCGGUGAUCAUUCUGGCUGUCCAGAUUUAUCAGCAAAUAAACAUACUGACAAAUCAAAACCUUAAUCAAAUAUUCACCUGGGAUUUCGUAUCGGGCACGCUGUUUGCAACCCAACAGCCACCACAGAAUAUGAACAACAUGACCAUUGGGAAUGUAGAAACAGGAUAUGUCCAGUUUCCCAGUUAUGAUACGUUGAAGUCACAGCUGCCAACUAACCCUGUGGACAUUCAGAUGUUCAGUUAUAAAUCGAACCCAAUGAGUGAGGAAUCAAACUUUAGCAUCAGUGGCUCGGUUUGCAGCCUGUCACUCUCAGACAAAUCAUCGAAUGUCAAACUCAGCAAUCUCUCAAGUUUCAUCGAGAUAUUCCUGCCACGUCCAGAUGCUCCUGAGCCAUCAUAUACAAACAUCUCUUUGAAAUAUGGCUAUGCUAUCAUCACAUCCUUCAAUGUCACUGAUCCAAACUCAACUGUCAUUGUUACUGCGAUACCAAGUACAAACGUCUCUCUUCAGUUGCUCCUGUCUCCCACUUACAAAUCAAACAAUCGGAGUCUACGUGCUAUCCUGACUGGCAGAAAUGAUUAUUACCGCUGGAUCAUCCACCCUGAGAUGGUUAACAGUACAAACGGCACCAUGUAUAUCAACAUAACACUGUACAACUACACAUCAAGCGUUCCAGUGAGCAUCAACGUCUCUCUUAUGAACUUUAAGUGUGUUUACUGGGAUGUAGGCCUAAAUGAAUGGAGCAGAGAUGGCUGCUGGGUUGGUCCUAAAACAGUACCCAGCAUGACUCACUGCUUAUGUAACCAUAACACCUUCUACGGGAGCUCCUUCUUCGUCAUGCCCAAUCCGAUAGAUCUGUCCCAAACAGCUGCACUCUUCGCCACCAUCAAUCAAAAUUACGUGGUCGUCUCUGUCCUGAGUGGAUUCUUUUUCCUCUAUCUACUCCUUGUGUUAUGGGCAUGGUAUGCUGACAAAAAAGCCAUGAGAACGCGCAAGAUAAUGCUGCUGGAGGACAAUCAUCCAUGUGCUCAUUAUAACUACCUGCUGAAUGUACAGACAGGAAACCGGAAACACGGAGGAACCACAGCCAAGGUUAUGAUGACUGUAGAGGGCACCGAUGGCGAGAGCGACACCCAUGUCCUCGGUUACCCAGACCAGCCUGCGUUUGAGAAAGGAGGAGUGGACAUGUUCAUACUCAGCACCCCAUUCCCUCUGGGAGAACUGAAGGACAUAAAACUUUGGCAUGACAACACAGGAGGAGAUCCAGACUGGUUUCUGCAGAAAGUGACAGUACAGGACUUGCAGACACGGCAGGUCUGGCAUUUCCUUUGCAACUCCUGGCUAAAGGGCAGUGGAGAUACACCUUGUAAAAGAACCUUCAAUCCAGCAAAGAAGAACGAGAUCACCAGUUUUGGCAACUUAUUCCAUGCUCGGACGUCCACUGGGUUCCGAGACGAGCACAUUUGGAUGUCUAUUGUGAAUCCUCCACGCCACAGCCCCUUCACCCGAGUGCAACGAGUCUCCUGUUGUAUGUGCCUGCUGCUAUGUACCAUGGUCAUCAACAUCAUGUUCUGGAACAUUCCCAAAGACGGAGAGUCUCCUGUCAUCAUAAAAUUAGGAUCCUUUGAGCUCACCUGGCAGCAGAUCAUGGUUGCGGUGGAAAGCGCUCUGCUCAUGUUCCCGAUUAACAUCCUCAUUGUCACCAUAUUCCGCAGCAUACAACCACGCGUUAAAAACGAGGACGAGGUCAAGGCCAAGACCAACAGUGGCGACAAAUCAUCUGUUGUUUCCAUGCAGACUAUCCUCAAGGACACUCAGGAUAUUGUGACCCUCCUUAGCAGAAGCCCCAAAAACUGCGUGAUUUCACUGCAGCAUAAUCUCGAGACCACCGCUGAUCUGUUCGCUGCUCUUAAUCAAAUGCAUGACGUCAUUGUGAAUAUACAAGGCCAGACUGUCGGGGAUCAGCACUGGGCUCACUGCAGCCGCUUUGUCUUCCACACUUUAUGCCAUAUCUCAUCGUUACUGGAUCGUGCCGGAGAAAAAGUGUUUCCUCACCCUGAGGACCUCAAACUGGCCAAGGACACGGUGAACAUGAUGCUAAAGAAGGCUGAGGCGUUGACCAGCACUCAUCCAGUGCAGAGCUUUGUGCCUGUGCAAGAGAAGAAGAAAAAAUCUGGCUGCAAGCUGCCCUGGUGGUUUGUCUUUGUUGGCUGGAGUCUUCUCAUUGCCAUAAGUGGCAUCUCCACCUUCUUUACUUUGCUCUACGGCUUUCAGUAUGGAAGGGAUUCAUCCAUUCGAUGGGUUAUCACCCUGACUUUGUCCAUGUUCCAGAGCAUCUUCAUCAUCCAGCCUCUGAAGGUUGUUGGUCUGGCCAUCUUCUUUGCACUCAUUCUGAGGCCGGUGGCAGUCGAGGACAACCAGGAGGUUGAGAUUUUGCUAGACGAACAACGUGAAAAAUGCGAGUCAUACUGUGGACGGCACAUGCACGGAUGCUAAUACUGCGAUGGACCCUCUUUGAAAAUGUGAUUUUGACCAACGCAGAAAUCUUAAACUGACUUUUGAAGAUUUUAAUGUAAACAAUGUUCAGGGUGGAGGUUUCAUCUUUUGUAUCAUAAAAGUGCACUCACUAUACGUGUCUUUAUUUUCCCUCUAAAAUCCCAUAAUGCAUGCAAUAGUACAAUGCAACCUGUAAGUAACUGUAAAGUGACACAAUGUGAAAUAAAUACGUUUAGAGUGCAACAUGUCAUCUUUAAGAUAUUUGCAUCCAAAAUGGAGCAAACUUUUACUACUGCAGCCCUCCACACUAAAGUAGGUUGUGUUACUGAUUGAUUGCUUACAUAGAGCUCUGAUCUUUGCAAUUUAUUUACAAGAUAUUAUUUUAGAAAAACUUUACAAACUGCAAAUUAUUAUACUCUUAGCAGUAGAAUAUGUAAAAAAAAUGUAAACACUGCAUCACAGCUUUGCGGGAAUUUCUAAGCAGAAAAAGUGGUCUGGUAUUCCCAUUCCAAAGCGUUGGGUGUACCUGUAAAUAUAUCCUUAUUCAUACGCUUAUUUCAGUCAUCCUACAUGUAUGAUCCCAGAGGA
Tachysurus vachellii is the source of this 3882-nucleotide messenger RNA. RefSeq names its product polycystin-1-like protein 2. Gene Ontology annotation, biological process: detection of mechanical stimulus. The record is from RefSeq and is a predicted model, not a curated record. Lineage: Eukaryota; Metazoa; Chordata; Actinopteri; Siluriformes; Bagridae. Gene Ontology annotation, cellular component: membrane. The transcript is spliced from 22 exons. Gene Ontology annotation, molecular function: protein binding; calcium channel activity. Bases 1 to 3294 code for a protein of 1097 amino acids.